AUGCUCGAAAAUCGGUAUACACCUCCUGCCAAUAUUAUUGAAAAGCGUCCCUACACCGUCCCCCAUGCGAUCUUUUCAUCCUAUCGCCAACAAAGACGAGAUCCGGAUGUGCGGUUCCGCGAUGUGGCCAUUGUAAAGUUAAAAUCAGGAGAUGGUGGUAACGGCAAAGUUUCGUUCCUGAGAGAAGCAGGUAGGGCCAUGGGCCCCCCCGAUGGUGGUGAUGGCGGCACCGGAGGGCACGUAUUUGUACAAGCAGUCGAGGGAAUGACUAGUUUACAUCAUUUAAGGCAUAUUUAUAAAGCUGCGAAUGGUCGAGGUGGCGGAUCAACUCAACUCAGUGGCAAGAACGGUGAAAAUGUAGUCCUGCAGGUUCCUGUCGGCACGGUCGUUCGAUGGUCACCUCCCUUAGACGAGCUCAAGCGUAUGUUUCAUGAAGCAGGUUCAAGUGCAGAUGGUGCUACCGAGGUAGACAUUGUCACGAACCUCAGUCGUUUCGAUAACGACUCUUUGAUCCAGCUUAGACGCGAUUCUUAUGCUGACGGACAAGGAUGGCUCUUCAAAGAACAGGAAGAAGAGCACAUUCGGGCUCAGCAAUAUUUCCGGCAAUUGAUACCCAAGGUUCAUCAUUUUGACACAAUCAAUCGUCGUCGGGAAGCCGAACAAGAUACGUUUCCUUAUGAGGGCAUUGACCUCGACCGACCUGGACAAUCAGUGAUGCUGUUGGCAGGAGGCAAUGGUGGCUUGGGGAACAUGCAUUUCUUGACUGGUGAUAUUCGCAACCCCCGUUUCGCUAAACAAGGCCGGUCGGGGCUGGAAAGCACGUUUAUUUUUGAACUCCGUUUACUGGCUGAUUUGGGUCUAGUUGGACUUCCUAACGCCGGUAAAUCCUCUUUAUUGCGCGCCAUCAGCCGUGCCCGUCCUCGAGUCGGUCAUUGGGAGUUCACUACGUUGACCCCGACAAUCGGUACUAUUCAAUCCGGUUUAGCAGAGCCCAGUUUUACUGUUGCAGAUAUCCCCGGUAUCAUCGAAGGUGCUCAUGAGAACCGGGGUCUUGGGCUCGGGUUUUUGAGACAUGUCGAGCGCUCAGGCGGUCUUGUAUUUGUUAUUGCCCUCGACAGACCUGAUCCAGCUGCGGACUUCCAGGUGCUUGUUAGAGAGCUGGGUCCUAAGCGAAUGGAGAAGAAACGUAUUCUUGUUAUUGCGACCAAAGCUGACGUGCCAGAAUCCCAAGAGAGAUACCAAGCUCUUAAAGAAUAUCUUGGAUCUUGGGGGCCUGCCAACAAAUACGAAUGGGAAAUUGUUCCGUGCAGCGCUCAGGACAAUGGCAAUAUUGAGUCGGUGAUUCAAAUGAUGGCCCAGACGGCCGGGAAAACGAGCCAGCACGCCACAAGAGUUUAG
Wickerhamiella sorbophila is the source of this 1398-nucleotide messenger RNA. Its product is annotated as GTPase MTG2, mitochondrial. Gene Ontology annotation, cellular component: mitochondrion. The record is from RefSeq and is a predicted model, not a curated record. NCBI's taxonomy places the organism in Eukaryota, Fungi, Ascomycota, Dipodascomycetes, Dipodascales, Trichomonascaceae. The transcript has a single exon. Gene Ontology annotation, molecular function: GTPase activity; magnesium ion binding; GTP binding. The coding region runs from base 1 to 1398 and encodes 465 amino acids.